This is a messenger RNA of Kwoniella botswanensis, 633 nucleotides long. RefSeq lists its product as uncharacterized. The record is from RefSeq and is a predicted model, not a curated record. Bases 1 to 633 code for a protein of 210 amino acids. Lineage: Eukaryota; Fungi; Basidiomycota; Tremellomycetes; Tremellales; Cryptococcaceae. The transcript has a single exon.
AUGAGCUCACCCAACGAUAGCUCAACAGCUGACCUCGCCACUGACGCCACUCCGUCUUCAAUUGAAGCUCCAAGCUCAAACUCAAAUAACUCUCCUGCCGCUUCUGAUUUGAAGAAAAAUAGCAUGUCGCGCGGAUCGGAUACUGUGCCGGUCAGGUUUUUGCUCACAAGGUAUCUGACCGAGCCUUACAGAGGACAUGCAGAUACGAGUUACACCAAUGCUCAUCACUGGAGAUUGGUGGCAGGUUCUCCUUCCAAGGAAAGCCUAAAAAAUUGGGAUACGUUUAGCAGAAUUUUGAAUGGCAAUAUGAAACGUCAUCUAAAGCCGACAAUAUGUAUCAAUGGAGAGGUCAGACCCGAACAAUAUCCUGAAGUCACCGAUCAGAUAGAGAUCACAGAAAGAGAAAAGCUUUUCCGUGAAGCUCGAGCAAUAUCAUCGGAUUUCUUCCCUGCGGAGGGAUCAGGCUUGUCAGGUCUAACUGCCACAUUCGAAUUGGAAUGCGUUAGCAUCGAAGAAUACUUGAGUCGAAGCCCGGAGAUUACAGUAGAUAGGUUGAACCCGCCGCCAUACGACAAGGUUAACUAUAAACAGGAAAUGAGUGCCCGAAAAGGAAGGAGCUGGUUUCUCCUCUGA